Pectinophora gossypiella (pink bollworm) is the source of this 1372-nucleotide messenger RNA. It is a transcript of the gene Cdc10, whose product is annotated as cyclin-dependent kinase 10. The coding region runs from base 118 to 1323 and encodes 401 amino acids. Gene Ontology annotation, biological process: regulation of mitotic cell cycle; protein phosphorylation. Gene Ontology annotation, cellular component: nucleus. Gene Ontology annotation, molecular function: cyclin-dependent protein serine/threonine kinase activity; ATP binding. NCBI's taxonomy places the organism in Eukaryota, Metazoa, Arthropoda, Insecta, Lepidoptera, Gelechiidae. The transcript has 8 exons. The record is from RefSeq and is a predicted model, not a curated record.
GCACGAGAUUGGCACUAUUGACUUGAUGCCGGAAUUGUGCCGGAAGAUAUAAAAUUUAAAGGUUUUGAAUAAAUAAGAAUUCAAUUCGAGACUGUAAUUUACCUUUUUAAUAAUAUUAUGUCUCAAAAUUCUGAAAAACCUAGUCAGGAUGUUGUGGAUCCAACUGGGCCUUCGCCUCGAAAGGGUGUGCUCAUAUCCUUUCGAACUGGCAAGACAAUGGAAAUACCAGAAAAAGAUAUUCUUGGGAGAUGUCGAUUUGUUGGAGAAUUUGAGAAGUUAAACCGAAUUGGUGAAGGAACGUAUGGCAUUGUGUACAGAGCAAAAGAUAAACUCAAUGGAAACAUUGUAGCCCUGAAGAAAGUGAGAAUGGAUGUGGAAAAAGAUGGCCUCCCUUUGAGCGGACUCCGUGAGAUUCAAGUCUUGAUGUCUUGCAGACAUGAGAACAUUGUUCAGUUGAAGGAGGUCUUGGUUGGUCGUUCCUUGGAAAGUAUCUUCCUUUCUAUGGAAUAUUGUGAGCAAGAUCUGGCAUCACUUCUUGACAAUAUGUCUUCACCAUUCACCGAGUCACAGGUUAAAUGCCUGAUGCUGCAGGUGCUGAAAGGUCUCAAGUACUUGCACUCUAACUUCAUUGUGCAUAGAGAUCUGAAGGUGUCCAACUUGCUCCUUACUGACAAAGGAUGUGUGAAAAUAGCUGAUUUUGGUCUAGCUCGUUGGUUGGGUGCACCUUCGCGCUGCGCUACACCUCGCGUCGUGACCCUAUGGUACCGGGCACCCGAGCUUCUACUCCAGUCGCCAAAACAGACCCCAGCACUGGAUAUGUGGGCUGCAGGAUGUAUUCUUGGUGAACUGCUAGCCAACAAACCUCUGUUACCCGGCAGGACUGAGAUUGAACAGUUGGAACUCAUUGUGGAUUUACUUGGUACACCAUCGGACGCUAUCUGGCCGGAAUUCAGCGCGCUACCAGCUCUCCAGAAUUUCACAUUGAAACAACAACCGUACAACAAUCUGAAGCAACGGUUCCCGUGGCUUUCGGCCGCUGGGCUGCGACUCCUCAACUUCUUGUUCAUGUAUGACCCUAACAAGAGAGCGACCGCUGAAGAGUGCCUGCAGAGUUCGUACUUCAAGGAGCAGCCGUUACCGUGCGACCCGAAGCUCAUGCCGAGUUUCCCGCAGCACCGGAAUAUGAAAGGACAGAAGCCUUCCUCCAACCAACUCAACAUCCCGCUAUCCAACCUCAACACAGGAGCCAACGACCAAACCAACAACCUCCCGCUCAUAUCCGACCUCCUCGGAUCACUCGUCAAGAAACGGAGGCUAGACUAAGGCUAAAAACUUAUUAUAAUUACCUAGAAUUUAAGACGCCAAUAAAGAC